AUGAUGAUUCAGAGGGUUCUCUCAGUCCUCAAGGCUUUGGUCAAGACUGGAGACGCAGCCCUCGUCAUUUUGGGCAAAAAGCUCUGCAAAAUAAACAGUUCCUACGACGAGGAAUUCUGCACUGGAGUUGUCGAGCGUGAGGCACCUUCGAUUGCUUCCAUAAUCAGAACCAUGAAAGUUGGGUCCGACUCAUGUAUCCAUUUCUGUAUGAGUUUUCUCGGAGUGUGUGAUGCCCCAAAAAUCGAUGAAUGGAAUAUCGGGUUUACGACCCAGAAGUGUUGCCAUGGGGCCAAGGACAAGAUCCUCAAAGACGAAGACAGGGACAUUAUCCAGAUUGUUCAUUUCUCGGAUAUUCAUGUCGACCCUUUAUAUGAGAAGGGAUCCAACACCAAGUGUGGCAAACCCACAUGCUGUCGGUCCUACACUGAGAAUGACAAGCCGGGCAAGACGAGGAAUCCCGCGGGACCAUUUGGCGAUCACGCAUGUGAUUCUCCGAUUGCUUUGGAGAAGAGCAUGUACGAGUUCAUCAAAAGGGAGUUUCCACAGGCUGCUUUUUCUCUCUUCACUGGCGACAUUGUCGACCACGGUCUUUGGAAUACCAGCAAGUCUUAUAACGAAGACCUCAUCCAACACUCGUAUGAGAUGAUGACUGAGAACCUCAAUAUUGUGUAUGGAACUACUGGUAACCACGAGGUUCACCCACCAAACAUCUUUGAACCCGUGUCCAGAGGAAACGAAACUCAAUGGGUUUAUGACAGCCUUUCCAGGGCGUGGUCUCGUUGGAUUGGUAACUCAUCCAUGGUAGAGGCCCGGGCCGUUGGUGCCUACUCCACCAGGUACCCCAAGGGCAAUCUUCGAAUUAUUUCUCUCAACACCAACAUGUACUACCGACUCAACUUUAUUCUGUACCAAGAAGUGCUUGAGAAGGACCCCAAUGGCCAGUUUGAAUGGUUGAUCAAGGAACUCGAUGCUGCGGAGGUGAUCGGCGAGAAUGUGUACAUCAUCGGCCACAUGCCCAUGGGAGAUGCGGACGCUCUGCCCAACGGCUCCAACUACUUCGAUCAGAUUGUUAACCGCUACUCCAAGACCAUAAAGGCCAUGUUCUUUGGCCAUACCCACCUUGAUCAUUUCGAAAUCAGCUACUCCAAUUAUACUGAACGUACUCACAACAAUGCCGUUGCGAUUUCCUACAUCUGCCCCUCGCUAACGCCCACAGCCGGCAUGCCGUCCUUUCGGGUCUACGACGUAGACGCAGAGACUUUUGAAGUCAUUGAUGCCAAAACCUACAUUGCCGAUAUGGAUGACGAAAGCUUCCAGACGAGUGGUCCAACGUGGAAACAGUACUACUCGGCAAAAGAGGCGUAUAGUGAAAUCGUUGAGCCCCGUCUCACAGAGCCCAAAGCAGAGCUAUCCCCCGCCUUCUGGCACAACGUCACCGUCGCUUUUGAGAAUAAUCAGACCGCGUUCGAUCUCUACAUGACUCGCAAGUCCCGAGGUUGGCAAGCCGACAAACAGUGCACCGAAAUGUGUCGACAGACAGAGGUUUGCGCCUUACGCGCUGGCCGUGCUCAGGAUAACUGCUGGGUUCCAACUGCCGGCGUUCACUUCUCCAAGCGCGACGAGUCGGCGCACAACCAUAACAAGCAUGACGAGUGUGGCUCUUCUGUCACUAAGAGUCUCCUGAGCAGCCUCAUGAGAAGAGAGGACAUGCUGGAGCUGCUCCAGGAGAGCUUUCUGGAUGUGGAUGCGACCAUUGAGCCCGCUCUAGUGUGGUGA
Metarhizium brunneum ARSEF 3297 is the source of this 1776-nucleotide messenger RNA. Its product is annotated as Sphingomyelin phosphodiesterase. The record is from RefSeq and is a predicted model, not a curated record. Gene Ontology annotation, biological process: sphingomyelin catabolic process. Gene Ontology annotation, molecular function: sphingomyelin phosphodiesterase activity. Lineage: Eukaryota; Fungi; Ascomycota; Sordariomycetes; Hypocreales; Clavicipitaceae.